Molecule: messenger RNA, 2080 nt
Organism: Oryza sativa Japonica Group (Japanese rice)
Lineage: Eukaryota; Viridiplantae; Streptophyta; Magnoliopsida; Poales; Poaceae
Product: origin recognition complex subunit 4
Biological process (GO): nucleosome assembly; negative regulation of DNA recombination; regulation of DNA-templated transcription
Cellular component (GO): nucleosome; chromatin; nucleus
Molecular function (GO): double-stranded DNA binding; nucleosomal DNA binding; transcription coregulator activity
Source: RefSeq, a predicted model, not a curated record
CCCAUCCCCACUGAAAAAGAAAAGAAAAAAAAAGAGGAAAAGCAGCGAGCGAGAGACCGGGGGACGGAAAUGGUCGUCGCCGUCGCCUCACCUUCGUCGGCGCCGGGGCCGGGCGCCGCCGGCCGCCCCCACCCGACCUACAAGGAGAUCUCCUUGAUUUGGUGCAGAUGAUCCUGCGGGCGCUCAAGGAGCUUCCAGAUCCGAUCAUCUCCAGCCGCCGUGCCAUCGCCAAGUACAUCUCCGACAACUUCUCCGGCCUCCCUUCUCACCACGACGCGCUCCUCACCGUUCACCUCCGCCGCCUCAGGUCACAGGGCCUUCUCCUCAUGUCUGGACACUCGUACCUUCUCUCCACCUCCGCCACCGCCGCUCGAGGACGGGGACGAGGACGACCGCCCAAGAAAGCUUCCUCCUCCGCGCCGCCUCAAAAGCGCGGACCCGGCCGACCCCGCAAGAAUACAGCCCUGUUUCCGGUUCCUGUGCUUGAGGCGAAGCCUGGGCGCGGGCGACCCCGGAAGAACCCUCUCCCUGUGGCUUCCUCCACCUCCUCUGCUGCUGCUGCUGCUACGGCGUUGAGCCUGAGAGUGAAGCGGGGACCUGGGAGGCCGCGCAAGAAUGCUGCUGCUACCCCGUUGAGACUGGGAGUGAAGCGGGGACCUGGGAGGCCGCGCAAGAAUGCUGCUGCUACCCCGUUGAGACUGGGAGCGAAGCGGGGACCUGGGAGACCGCGCAAGAAUGCCACUGCUACGCCGUUGAGCCUGGGAGUUAAGCGGGGACCUGGGAGGCCGCGCAAGAAUGCUGCUGCUGCUGCCUCUCCCGUUGCUCCGCCGCCUGCAUCUCCACUGAAGCGGGGUGUUGGACGCCCAAGGAAGAACGCCACUCCUCUAGUCAAGCCUGGACCUGGGAGGCCGUCUGGAUUCAAACGUGGACCAGGCCGCCCUCGCAAGAAUGCCACUCCUCCUGUGCUGUCAGUGCCACCCACUGCUGCUGCUGUGUUGGGAGUGAAGCGUGGCCGUGGGCGCCCUAGAAAGGAUAAACCAUUGCAAUCUUGGUCUGUGCUCUCUGGCGGUGCUGCAAUGACUAAGAGAGGGCCUGGGAGGCCAAGAAAGAAGAGGCCACUGGAAGCUGGAGGUGUUGUGGCAGCACAGGUAGACACUGCAGAUGGAGGUGAGGCUGGAGCCGUUCAAAAUGGAGGUGAAGUUAGGUGUCUGCUCUCUGAUGGUGCUUCUUCAAUGGGGAACAGAGGGCCUGGGAGUCCUAGGAAGGAGGUGCUAUUGGAAAAUGAACCUACAGUUUCUACAUUGGUGGGAAAGAGAGGCCGUGGCCGUCCAAAAAAGGAGAAACCAUCAGCAGCAAGGCCUGCUGAAACUGGAGAUGCUAAAUCAAUGGGGAUCAAGAGAGGUCGCGGAAGACCAAGAAAGGACAGUUCCUUUCAAGCUGUGUUUGCAGAAGCUGCAGGUCAGGUGUCAAGAGAUGUCACAGCAGCUCAGCCCGAAGGAGAUGCAGAUUUACUGGCAAGGAAGGAACCAGAGACUGCAGCUGUAGUUUCGGUGGAGAACAAAGAAACUAGGCCUGCAGAUGCUGGGGGUGUUGUGGUUUCUGAAGAGAAGACAUCGAUUGAUCCGGUGGAGGCUGGAAGUGUAAUGCCAUGUGUUAAUGCAGAAGUUGAUCGCAUGAACUCUGACCUGCGCACUGCUAAUCCAUAGUGUGGCUGGCGUCAGCACUCAGCACAGAAGGGAGGACCUGGAUGGCUGGCACUACCUGCAGGUGUGAAUGUGUAUUCACUGAUUUAGCUGGAGACAUACUGUGAAAACUGUUAAAUGUUGCAACCAAAAUUAUUACUGUCAUGCUGUUAAGUAGUUUCUCAAGAUCAACAUUGGAGUAUGCUUUUAAUGAUAUCCACUUCUCGGAUAAAUUUUUAUAAUAGUCCUUAGGUAGCACAUAUAGUUCCUUUAGGAAUGACUGGAUAUAUCAUAUAUGUUGCUUUUAGUGCACCCAGUGGUGAUGAGAUGCAUCAAUGUUUACUUCCAAUUUGAACAUCCAUUAGUGUUUCAUUCAAUCAAUAUCUCUGUUUUUUCCA